Rhinichthys klamathensis goyatoka is the source of this 1496-nucleotide messenger RNA. RefSeq names its product protein kinase, AMP-activated, gamma 1 non-catalytic subunit (gene prkag1). The record is from RefSeq and is a predicted model, not a curated record. The transcript is spliced from 13 exons. NCBI's taxonomy places the organism in Eukaryota, Metazoa, Chordata, Actinopteri, Cypriniformes, Leuciscidae. The coding region runs from base 136 to 1128 and encodes 330 amino acids.
GCAUCCUGAAAGAAGUGUGAGCGAGCAGCGGCACCAGUAACAUUAAACAUCAGUUCAGCUACCGAAUUAAACUACAUUUUCGCAUUCAGAGAUCGAAGUGAAACCCAUUAAGUGUCUUUACGCUGUGAAUGGAUCAUGGAGUGUGUUCCUGCUGUUCUAGAUGAGUUGGAUGGUAAAAAGGAGGCGCACAUAGAGGAUCCUGAGUAUAAUGUGUACACCCGCUUCAUGAAGUCCCACCGCUGCUAUGACCUGGUGCCCACCAGCUCAAAGUUAGUGGUGUUUGACACUUCUCUCCAGGUGAAGAAGGCGUUCUUUGCUCUGGUGUCUAAUGGGGUGAGAGCAGCGCCUCUCUGGGACAGCAAGAAGCAAUGCUUUGUUGGUAUGCUGACCAUCACAGAUUUCAUCAAUAUACUUCAUCGCUAUUACAAGUCUCCUCUGGUCCAGAUAUAUGAGCUAGAAGAACACAAAAUAGAGACAUGGAGAGAGGUCUACUUGCAAGAUUCCUUCAAGCCUCUCGUGAGCAUAUCACCCAAUGCCAGCCUUUAUGAUGCAGUUUCAUCUCUACUGAAGCAUAAGAUCCACAGAUUACCUGUGAUUGAUCCUCUAACGGGAAACACACUCUACAUCCUGACACACAAGAGGAUCCUCAAAUUCCUGAAACUUUUUAUAUCUGAAAUCCCCAAACCUGCGUUUCUGUCUCAAACGCUGGAGGAGUUGAACAUCGGGACGUUUCACAACAUCGCAGUGGUUCACGCUGAUACGCCGCUCUACUCCGCGCUGGGCAUCUUCGUGGAUCAGAGAGUGUCCGCUCUCCCUGUGGUGGAUGAAAAUGGACAUGUGACUGACAUCUAUUCCAAGUUUGAUGUUAUAAACCUGGCAGCUGAGAAGACGUAUAAUAACCUGGACAUCACCGUGACUAAAGCCCUCCAGCAUCGCUCGCAGUAUUUCGAGGGUGUGCUGACCUGUCGAGCCAGCGAGACCCUCGAGGCCAUUAUUAACCGUCUGGUGGAGGCUGAGGUUCACAGGCUAGUGAUCGUGGAUGAGCAGGAAGUGGUGAAAGGCAUCGUCUCUCUGUCUGAUAUCCUGCAGUCUUUGGUGCUCACCAGUGGAGACGACGGCAGUGCUUGAUGAAGAAGAGUGAAGAGUUUCCUUCUCUCUCUAUAAGCUGGAAGGUGCUCCAGAAAUGGAAAACAUCUAUGAUAUGCAACCAUCUCAAAAACAGGAGUUGAUGAAGCACCACAGAUUUAUUAACAGAGAUCCGGCUGCUCCCGCCAGGAAAGAGACAUGCUCAGAAAUGCAAUUGCUUUUCUAAGAAGAAACUCGUUUAAUAAUUGAGUCCCUGUACCACUUCAGGGAGAGGGAAAGGAAAUAUCAUUUUUAGCUUCAAAUUAUUUUAGUUCUGUCGCUCGGCACACUCUUUUUGCUGAAGAGGCAUCCGUCGUUCACAUUAUUGUCCUCUUCUUCUGUCCUCACAGAAGGAACACACGUGGAAAUGC